CUGCACUACCAUUUCACAACCGGGAAGAAAGCUAUUAGGGGUUCUUGCUUCAACAGUGUUUGAACGGAACUUCUUUCUUCGUCCCGCUUUUUUCUUCAACUAGUCUGCAUUCCGGACACAAAUAACCGUUACUACUUCAACACUACUGGAAAAGUCGACGUAAAGCUUUAUUUUUGUACCGUUUUGUUAAGAAAAACACAAGAAAACGCCAGCGAAAAAUGGAGUCCCAAGUGCGUCAGAACUACCACCGCGACUGCGAGGCCGCCAUCAACCGUAUGGUCAACAUGGAGAUGUAUGCCUCCUACACUUACACUUCCAUGGCCUUUUACUUCUCCCGUGACGAUGUGGCCCUUCCAGGCUUUGCCCAUUUCUUCAAGGAGAACAGCGACGAGGAGAGGGAGCACGCCGAGAAGCUGCUGUCCUUCCAGAACAAGAGAGGAGGACGCAUCGUCCUCCAGGACAUCAAGAAACCGGAGCGUGAUGAGUGGGGGAGCGGGCUGGAGGCCAUGCAGUGUGCCCUGCAGCUAGAGAAGAAGGUCAACCAGGCUCUGCUGGACUUGCACAAAGUGGCCAAUGAACAUGUAGACCCUCAUCUGUGUGACUUCCUGGAGACCCACUACCUGAACGAGCAGGUGGAGGCCAUCAAGAAGCUGGGCGACUACAUUACCAACCUCACCCGCAUGGACGCCCACAACAACAAGAUGGCGGAGUACCUGUUUGACAAGCACACCCUUGAGAGCAAGAGCUAAACUACUAGUCCUGAGAGCCUGGAGUGAAAAUGUCAAUGACACACAGGCUUUAAACUAAACGCAGUCUUCUGUUUCAGCUGUUCAUUCAGAGUGUAACUUCUAAUCCUCUUAAACCUAUAAGUUGACUCAUUCUCGUCUGUUCUGUUGGCAUUGCUGUUAAAUGUCAUGUGGAAAGAUGGGUAUUCAUCAGGUUAUGGCUGUGCCCUUAUCACCUACGUAUAAGCCUCUUGUGUGACAUUUAUAACAAUGAUUGUGGCUGUUUCUGAUCUGUUCUUAAUCUGAAUAAAACCUUUUUGAGCUGGA
Messenger RNA from Perca flavescens (yellow perch), 1052 nucleotides. It is a transcript of the gene fthl27, whose product is annotated as ferritin, heavy polypeptide-like 27. Lineage: Eukaryota; Metazoa; Chordata; Actinopteri; Perciformes; Percidae. Gene Ontology annotation, cellular component: cytoplasm. Bases 219 to 749 code for a protein of 176 amino acids. The transcript is spliced from 4 exons. The record is from RefSeq and is a predicted model, not a curated record. Gene Ontology annotation, biological process: iron ion transport; intracellular iron ion homeostasis. Gene Ontology annotation, molecular function: ferrous iron binding; ferric iron binding.